AUGCGUGUUUGUUUGUGUCUUUGUGUGUGUGUGUGUGUGUGUGUGUGUUUGGGCGUGUCUGCCUUUCUCUCUUUCUCUGUGUGUAUUGUGCUCUCUGUGGCAAGUGAGGGGAAGUGCAGAAGUAAGUUCGGAAAUUACGAACCGGAAGAAUUCAGGAUUCACGCAUGCGCCUUGUGCUACCGUUACAUCACAUGGUCACGUGAUGUCGAUAUCCACCCUGCUCAGCGCUAUUUGUACGUGCGCAAUAAUAAUACCGCCUUUCCUCAGUGGACUAUUUUAAUCGCAGAUGCUGAAAACAAAACAAUGGCUGACAACGUAUGCAAAACAACAAAUCCAGGUAAACUGAAAUCAAGAGUUUUUAUUACUGGGUCCU
Molecule: messenger RNA, 373 nt
Organism: Candidula unifasciata
Lineage: Eukaryota; Metazoa; Mollusca; Gastropoda; Stylommatophora; Geomitridae
Source: the annotation of a GenBank genome assembly